UCUACAACAGGCAAAGACCGCAUGAUCGUCACUGUGCUCAGUGUUGCAAUGUGAAGCUUGACGGAAGGUCACACACACACACACACUCGUGUACUGGUACAGAAUUUAAGAAGACGCUGUAGGUGAAAGCAUAGGACUGGAUUGUAGAUAGGAUACCAGACUUUAAAUUGCAAGGAAAAAGGAUCUUGUUGAAGCCUCCCAAAAGGAAACUGCUGGGUUUUAGUGGGAGGGAGCAGGGAAUGGUGGAUCACUUGCUUACCAGAGAAGAGACCUCCCUGCCUUUCUCUUGUUCCCCACCAGGCUACAGCCACUUAGCUAUGGUUACAGACGAGGGUGUCUAUCACAUGCUGCCCUCGCCCUUCUCCGAGGACGACCAGAGCGACACCUCCAGCCUGCGCUCCUGCUCCAGCCCCGAGUCCCAGGUGCUGGGGUCCAGCUACGGCAGCAGCAGCAGCAGCGGUGAGAGCCAGGAUGGGCUCCUGGACUUCCUGCUCUCGCAGGCCACGCUGAGCAGAACCUCCUCUUCCGCCACCAGCGCCCCCAGCACGGUCCCUCCCCUUCUGCCCAUGGGGCUCGCCUGGGAGUCACGGCGGGAGCGGACGGCCAAAGAGGAGACUUCCGACUUCCCGGCGUUCCCGGCGGAUCUGGAGGACCAUGCCCGGUUGCUGUUUCAGCCCACGCUGGAGGAGAUUGAGGAGUUUCUGGAGGAGAACAUGGAGGUGGUCGCUCUCAAGCAGGAGGCCAGCGAUGAGACUUUGCUGGAGGGUAUAGAACACAUCUUUGGGUGUGAGGCUUUUGCACAGAACCCAGACCAAACUGUUUCCACCAGUGUUGAUAUGGUCACUGUUGACACUGAGAGUGAGAAUGCAGAGCUCAUGACGGGCUCCCCCGUGAGUGCUGCAUCGGGUGUUAAAAAGGAGGAUUCCUCCAGCAAGUCAGCAGUGUCGGAUGGGACAAGUGUACCGGUCAUUUUACAAAUACAGCCCAUCCAGAUCAAACAGGAGCAGAGCCCGAAUGGAUCUCCGGCACCACAGCCCACCCCGUCAGCCUCGGACAUCAAAAUUGCCCAACUCCUGGUCAACAUCCAGGGUCAGACUUUCGCACUGGUUCCUCAGGUGGCACCGCCAGCUAAUCGUAACGGCUCUUCCUCAAAGUUUGUCCGCAUUGCCCCUGUUCCCAUCGCAGCCAAGCCCAUGGGUUUAGGAGAGGGAGGCAUUGCUGGUUCCCAGGGCACGGGCCUCCUAGUUGGGGAGAAGUUCCAGAAAAGCUCUGUGGCAGACCUCAUCAAAAUGCACAAAUGCACCUUCCCAGGCUGUGCCAAGAUGUACACCAAAAGCAGCCAUUUGAAGGCACACCUCCGGAGGCACACAGGAGAGAAGCCCUUCGCCUGCACCUGGCCUGGAUGUGGCUGGAGGUUCUCAAGGUCAGACGAGCUCUCGCGACACCGACGCUCGCACUCAGGAGUCAAGCCAUACCAGUGUUCCGUCUGUGAGAAGAAGUUUGCCCGCAGCGAUCACCUGUCCAAACACAUCAAAGUCCAUCGCUUUCCACGAAGCAGCAGGACAGUGCGCUCUGCAAACUGACCUCAGACAACCCCCUUGGCUUGGACUGGGGCCCAG
Messenger RNA from Alosa alosa (allis shad), 1619 nucleotides. RefSeq names its product Krueppel-like factor 15. Gene Ontology annotation, biological process: regulation of transcription by RNA polymerase II. The record is from RefSeq and is a predicted model, not a curated record. Gene Ontology annotation, molecular function: DNA-binding transcription factor activity, RNA polymerase II-specific; RNA polymerase II cis-regulatory region sequence-specific DNA binding. NCBI's taxonomy places the organism in Eukaryota, Metazoa, Chordata, Actinopteri, Clupeiformes, Clupeidae.